UCAUGUUGGAAGUGGCGAAUUCUUUCUAAAGUUUGGUUCAUGAUUCGUAUAGUUUUGUCCAUAUUACGGCAAUUAUACGAUGUUUAGUUAAUUAAAAUGUUCUUAAGUGGCUUGCUUUAACAUUAGGAUAGUGUUAUUUAUUGGAUACAGGCUCAUCGGAACGGUAUAAUUGAUGUAAAAAGCCACCAUGUCUCCUAAUAGAUGUGAUGGUUUACUGGCAAGGGUUGAUUUCCCGCUGUAUACGCUUCAAACUCUUACGAAUCGACACGUAAUUGUCGCGGGUGGUGGAGGAGCUGCAGCUACAGGCGUUGCUAAUGGAUUUGAAAUAUUUGAGCUCUCACACAAUGGAAAUAGAUUUGUUGCCGAAGAGGUGAUGCGCCACGAGACUGGACCGAAUGUUGUGAUGAACUGUUCUGUGCGGAGUAACCAGAACAAGACAUAUCUAACAGCGGGCCAGGAGAGUCACUGUCAGCUCUAUAAAGUGAACAUUCGAAUGGUGGAUGCGGCAGAGAUGCGCAGAGGCAGCUUCAGAGCAGAGAACGGCCUAGUGAGGAGAAGAAGGCGUACUGUGUCCGAGAAUGACAAUAUAUCUAAGAAGGACAGCAACAGUAACACUACGGAGAAACGAAUAUCAUUUGAAAUAAGGCCUAGCGACAGUGUGCAGACAGAUUUCAGCAACGACCCGCUACAGCGAGUGGUGCGGAUCAGCCACAACAGUAAGCUGAUGGCCACUGGUGGAAUCGAUGGCAAGGUGCGAGUCUGGGGGUUCCCCAAGAUGGAGCUUCUCUACGAGCUGGAAGGACACACGAAAGAGAUCGACGACCUAGACUUCAGUCCGUGCGACACGUCGCUGGUGAGUAUCGCGAAGGACGGGCUGGCCUUGCUGUGGGCCACCAACGCCAAGCGAGCUCCCAUGCUGCAGAUCACGUGCCAGCCGCCCAACGGGAACAAGUACCUGUUUAGACGAUGCAGGUUCGGUUUAAUAGAAGACAAGAAGAAUGAAUACAGGAUGUUCACAAUAGCGAAUCCGCUGACACGGUCAGGGCGGCAACGCGGGCUCUUACAGUCGUGGGAGCCCCGGACCGGAGCCCUGAGGAGCUCCGCUCUCGCUAACGAGUCACUGUCGGCCCUCGCAGUGCGGGACGACGGCAGAUUUGUGGGCGUCGGCACUAUGUUCAGUGGAUCCGUCGACAUUUAUAUUGCAUUCAGUUUACAGCGAGUCCUCCACGUGAAGAACGCGCACAAUAUGUUCGUGACGGGGCUGGAGUUCCUGCCGGUCCGGGGCUACGGGCCGCCCAUCACGAGCCGCUCCGAGGCCGCCCUGCUCUCCAUAUCCGUCGACAACUGUCUCUGCGUGCACUCUCUACCGCAUCGAAGUACUGUACCUGCCUGGGUUGCCAUCCUAUUAAUAAUAUUCGUACUGUUUUGUACCUUCACGCUAUGUUCGUACAUGGGCAUUUAACGUUAUAUAUUAUAUCAAUAUUUAUUGUAAACUAAAUUGUCCAGUCAUUUGAUAUGUUUACCUGAAAUAUUCCCGGAGUUGUGGAAAUUAGUAGUUCAAUAGAUUUUUAUGUUGUUUCUGAAUGUUUACUUUACCCUUUACCAUCCUGUUCUCGUCAACAUAUUGGAAAAUCAUGCUGAAUAGCAGUUUUAUGAUAAUAUUUUACGAUAAAGCUACAUAACUACAAAAUGAAUAACAACACAAUAAUCUACAAUUUUUAUACCAAAGAAAAUUAACACUCAUUGGAAUUCUGCUCGAGACAGACUAAUAUAAUAAUUUUCUAAAGAUGUCUUAUCCUUUUUCCUUAUCUUUCUUAUAAUUCACAAAUUAAGUCACUUUAAUUCACUAAAAUAUUUAAAAUUAACUAAAACCAUAAUAAACACUGGUGAUCUCAAUUUAAACUGUCAAACACCGCGAGGACACCGGUGACCGCAACCUAUUGUUCUUUAAUUGUGUCUAUAAUGACGGUACUCGACGAGUUAAGGUGGAAAUGAGUUUUCGCUAAAAGUUAGGGGUUUUACGGCGGACAUUGUCGAUUCUAAUUAAAAAAAAAACUGUUUUGCCCCUCCCUUAUCGUAAAAUGAUUGAAAAGAUGGUAAAAACCGAAAUUCCGCGCCAUUUUUCUAAUAUGGCGGCCUAUUAAAAUCUAUAAACUAAUUAAUUUCUAAACCUACCAGAAUUUUACAGGUAAGCUUCAUUUCCCGUACAAAAUGACUGGACUGAAAAUAAAUGAAACUAUUUCUUAUAUAAGUAAUUCGGGGUUAUGUUAGUAUAAUUUUAUUGUAAUAGGCAAUUAUGAAUAUUACGCUCAUAUACAUAUGAUGUAUGUAUAAAUAGGAUUAUGCAAUUGAAUUAAAUGAGGUGCAAUGUUGCAAUAA
This is a messenger RNA of Spodoptera litura, 2379 nucleotides long. RefSeq names its product guanine nucleotide-exchange factor SEC12. Lineage: Eukaryota; Metazoa; Arthropoda; Insecta; Lepidoptera; Noctuidae. Gene Ontology annotation, biological process: endoplasmic reticulum to Golgi vesicle-mediated transport. The record is from RefSeq and is a predicted model, not a curated record. Gene Ontology annotation, cellular component: endoplasmic reticulum membrane. Gene Ontology annotation, molecular function: protein binding; guanyl-nucleotide exchange factor activity.